AGUGUAGUAAGAGUUACGUAUAUUCUACCUAACAAGAGUCAGGUUAAGGUGAAUAGUGAAUCAGUUUUGUGCAUAUGAACAGAUACGAGGCAUUUUCUUAUCGUUCGUCUAGCGCACGAGAGAUAACUGGAAUAUUUGUUCAGGAGGUUUGAGUAAAAAUCAGUCGAGGAAGUUUUAUUGAUCCAAUCCACGCCUGGAAUCGCGUAUUUUCCCAGUUAUUUUCGGACAGUGCUUAUUCGCGUGGAAAACCUCUUUUUGUGGUGCGCCUGAAACUUGACCGGAUUUAAUUUGCAAUAGGCACUUUUCUUUAUGCUGCUCGGUUGCACCGCAUUCCGUCUGACCAUCUUCCGCUUGCUUAUUGCAGUAUGAAGUUGACGGACCACUACGAUUAUCCUCAGUACUGCCUGGAAGAUUUGUAGGAGCUACAGCGGGUUUCUCAAAAAAUUGGACCAACAAAUAUGUCUCACAGUGUAACAGUUACCCGAACAACAACAACAACCACAACCUCUGCCAUUAUUAUAAACACUGGAUAUUUGAAAACAUGGCCAGGACUUCUAAAAUUUGCUGAAUUGAUACUUGGCAUUGUCACCGUGGGUUUGGUGGCUUAUUACUACCAGAAGUAUAACAUUACCCAAACACCAGAAACAUUCUUUCUGUUGACGGCAGUUACGUUUAUGAUUGGAACAUUCCUGAUAUUAUUAGCCUGUUUGAUAUCCAUAUCAACAUCAUCCAUUCUUUCGAAAACCAUCUAUGAACUUGUCUACCAUGGGUUUGCUUUUCUUCUACUUCUGGCAGCCAGCUUAACGUUCAUCAUCGAAGUAAACCACAAGAAGCGAUCCUACUCUUAUGACUACGAACCUUAUUUUGCGGCUGCUAUUAUAGGUUUAAUCAAUUCCGGACUGUAUCUUCUAAGCACAAUUUUUGCCCAAAGAAGUUACAGAGGAUUGUAAGCUGUGUCAAUGGCCAGCUCACUCACUUCUCGAUUCGUAUUAUACCAAGGAAGACGCUUAGAACAUUUAGAUACAUAAGCUCUUGCAGUUGUUGAGUUAUUUUUAAGUACAUACUUUCUUAAACUGUAUCAGCAAUGUUGCAAGUGAAGGUAUAAGAUCUGCACUGUACAUUAGUCGUAUUUUAGUUUCAAUGCACAUUAUAUGUAACCAUUCUUUCAUCUAUUUUGUUCCAAACUCAUAGCUUUUAUAAAGAAGUAAACAUUUCGCUUAUAUUUUUCGAUAUACUUUAUUUUUGUACAAGGAACCUGAACAUACACCGGUUUGUUUAUAUAUUGAAAAGUUUAUUUUUUAUGUACUUACAACUUCUUAUAAAGUGUUGAAUUACGGAAUAACACUUUUGAACUGUAUCUUUAAGACGUUUUUCAUAUAUAUAUUUAUUACAUUAUAUAAAGAUGUUCGAAGCAAGGAUAGUUUGGAAAACUAAUAUUCUUGCAAAAUUUUAAGCGCUUUUGAUAUAUUUACCUACUGUAUUUAUAUAUGCUAAUUUUUACAUUUAGAAACUUUUGCUGCCAUAACUCAAGCUACAUUGUGCCUUCGAUGUUAGUCUCGUAUAAUAACUUUAUAUUUAUAUAAAUAAUAAAAAUAUUUUGUUAAUUUUUAUGCUUUAACAUGUUUUAUUCGAGUCUUAGAUAAUACAGAGAAGGUGUAAUUCCUCAUCAAAUUUAUUGGCCAAAUAUUAAUUCAAUUAUUGCCACCAAAUAACAUUUGGCUGAAUGUAAAAACAGCUGAAACCAAAAACAAACUCCAAGAGAAAGACAGGAAAAUAAUAUAAAAAAAAACGGUGGUGAUAUAUAAAGAGGUAGAAUACAAAGAAACAUCCUAAGAACUUGACUGUCAUUAACUAAAACCGAAGUAAACCUGCACUAUUUUUCGUGCAGAAAUUGAGAUGUAGAAUGGAAGUAUUGCAGUAACAUUUGGUUCGGAUCUGUAAAAAGAGGGAUGGCAAGUCAAGCUGAUACAGAAUUUUAAAAUUGUGUUAUUUUUCUUCCCUUAUCUGUGCCAACCUACAUAAGCACAUUAAUGAAACUUUGUUAACUUUCUUUUAUGAUGACAAAAUACUAAUAAAUUUAAUUUGACUUAACGCACAAUACGUGAAAUUGUUUCAGAAAUGUAUCCAAUAUUCUAUCUGAGUACGACAGUCGGUGCCAUCUGACGUUACAAAAAUCCAUGUUUUCCAUAUUUAAAAUGUGCCUUUCUAUCUAAUUCCGUCUACGACACAGUUCAUAAAAGUUACAUUUAAAAAUCUGCGAUCAGUAAAUUUCGUUUUUUAAGUUAAACAACUUAAAAAACGUGUGUCAUUUUACAAUCAUGCAGACUUUCUAUUGGGUAUUAACUACGUAAGACUAGAUUAACAUAGUCAACGAUUAAAAACUGUCCGUAAUGAUUGCUUAAAAUAGUACAAAUUUGAUAUCUUAUCUUCACUAGAAUUAGAUAACAAAAAAGUAUAUGUAUAGCGUUUAAACGUAAUUUGCCAAUUCGCUGCGAAACCUACACGUAUAUCAAUUAUGUCGGAAGCUAAAGAUUCUAAAGCUCGUUACCGCAGUUUUCCGAAAGUCGACUUUUCUCGAGCUUCGGAAACAGAUCCUGAAUUAAUAUACUACAAGCUGUUCACAAAGCAAAAUCCGGAUAAUUGUAUUCCACUAACUCAUGAAAAUGUAGAGCAACUAGACGUUGAUAAAACGGUCAAAACUGUCUGGUUGAUUCACGGAUGGACUUCAAGUGAUACCACCCCAUGGUAUGAACCUUUAAAAGAUGCAUAUUUGGACCUAGGUCAUAAUGUAAUUUAUGUCAACUGGACCAAAUACGGAAAUUUGUCCUAUGGAAUGUCUUCCGCAAAUGUUAAGCCUGUAGGCGAGAUCAUUUCAAUUUUUUUGAGUAAAUCUGGAAUUCCUGCAGAUAAGAUCCAUCUAGUUGGCCACUCACUAGGUUCCCAUUUAGCUGCUUUCAUAGGCAAAUCAUAUCAAAGUAAGUUUGGAGAAAAAAUAGGCCGAAUUACUGCCUUGGAUCCUGCUGGACCGCUUUGGUCACACAAAGACAUGACUAAGCAAGAGAAAUUAUGCGAAUUAGAUGCACAUUUUGUUGAUGUAAUCCACACUGACAUUCAGGUGUAUGGAUACACUCAUCCAUGCGGACAUAUCGAUUUCUACCCAAAUGGUGGAACGAAUCAACCCGGUUGUACGGAUCCAAAUAAUAUAGAAUCCAGCAAUCAUUAUUGCGCGCCUAAGUUCUUUAUCGAAUCUAUAUACUCACAAGUACCAGCGACGGAAAUCGAUUUUCAGGAAGAUGCCGGCUACAACAUAAUUAUAACGCACAAAGAGAAACCUGCCCAUAUUACAUUCGGAGAACACGUUGAUUCUAAAAGCACAGGAAUUUAUUACUUUGAAACUCACAGUUCCAGGCCGUUUCUGAAAACAGUUAAUUUGAAGAUUAAUGAUGAUCAAGACUCGUAGUUUAAAAGAUUCAUUACAUUAUUUAUUAUAUUAUUUUAAAGAAAUUUUUCAGCUUUUCAACAAAAGCACUAAAAGCGUCUGAACUUCUGCUUCUUUUGAGAUAGUAUUCUUGAAAUCCCAGCGCAUAAGGGGGCUGAUCACCAGUUUCAAGGUAGUACGUUCCUCUGGUACUAAAAAGUUCCAAACAAAUAAAUUGAAUAAAAUUCUUGUUGUGUUGAAAUUAGUUAAGGUUACUUACAAAUAAUAGACAUUUUCACCCAUUA
This is a messenger RNA of Dendroctonus ponderosae (mountain pine beetle), 3723 nucleotides long. Its product is annotated as lipase member H-A. The coding region runs from base 2516 to 3460 and encodes 314 amino acids. The transcript has 11 exons. Gene Ontology annotation, molecular function: lipase activity. The record is from RefSeq and is a predicted model, not a curated record. NCBI's taxonomy places the organism in Eukaryota, Metazoa, Arthropoda, Insecta, Coleoptera, Curculionidae.